Molecule: messenger RNA, 3906 nt
Organism: Lemur catta (Ring-tailed lemur)
Lineage: Eukaryota; Metazoa; Chordata; Mammalia; Primates; Lemuridae
Gene: AKAP10
Product: A-kinase anchoring protein 10
Exons: 15
Coding region: 178-2166 (662 amino acids)
Biological process (GO): intracellular protein localization
Cellular component (GO): plasma membrane
Molecular function (GO): protein kinase A binding
Source: RefSeq, a predicted model, not a curated record
CGUGAAGCCUCGCGCGGGGAAGGACCGGAACUCCGGGCGGGUGGCUUGUUGAUAAUAUGGCGGCAGGAGCUGCCUGGGCAUCCCGAGGAGGCGGUGGGACCCACUCCCGGAAGAAAGGUCUCUUUUCGGGCUAGUGCGGCGGUCCCUGCGGACCCGGAAGUCCGGGCCAGUUGCUGAAUGAGGGGAGCCGGGCCCUCCCCGCGACAGUCCCCCCGCACCCUCCGCCCCGACCCGGGCCCCGCCAUGUCCUUCUUCCGGCGGAAAGUGAAAGGCAAAGAACAAGAGAAGACCUCAGAUGUCAAGCCCAUUAAAGCUUCGAUACCUGUACAUUCCCCACAAAAGAACACUAAAAAUCAUGCCUUACUGGAGGCUGCAGGACCAAGUCAUGUUGCAAUCAAUGCCAUUUCUGCCAAUAUGGACUCCUUUUCAAGUAGCAGGACGGCAACACUUAAGAAGCAGCCAAGCCACAUGGAGGCUGCUCAUUUUGGUGACCUGGGCAGAUCUUGUCUGGACUACCAGACUCAAGAGACCAAAUCAAGUCUUUCAAAGACCCUUGAACAAGUCUUGCAUGAUACUGUUGUCCUCCCUUAUUUCAUUCAAUUCAUGGAACUUCGGAGAAUGGAGCAUUUGGUUAAAUUUUGGUUAGAGGCCGAAAGUUUUCACUCUACAACUUGGUCACGAAUAAGAGCACACAGUCUGAACACAGUGAAGCAGAGCUCACUGGCUGAGCCUGUCUCUCCAUCUAAAAAGCACGAAACUACAGCCUCUUUUGUAACCGAGUCUCUUGAUAAGAGAUUGGAGGAUUCUAGCUCAGCCCAAUUGCUUAUGACUCAAUCAGAAGGAAUUGACCGGAAUAAUAGAACUAACAACACUCAGAAUCACUUGCUGCUUUCCCAGGAAUGUGACAGUGCCCAUUCUCUCCAUCUUGAAAUGGCCAGAGCAGGAACUCAUCAAGUUUCCAUGGAAACCCAAGAAUCCUCCUCCAGAUUUAUAGUAGCCAGUAGAAAUAACCCCGCUUCUCCACUAAAGGAAUUAUCAGGAAAACUAAUGAAAAGUAUAGAACAAGAUGCAGUGAAUACUUUUACCAAAUAUAUAUCUCCAGAUGCUGCUAAACCAAUACCAAUUACAGAAGCAAUGAGAAAUGACAUCAUAGCAAAGAUUUGUGGAGAAGAUGGACAAGUAGAUCCCAACUGCUUUGUUUUGGCACAGUCCAUAGUCUUUAGUGCAAUGGAGCAAGAGCACUUUAGUGAGUUUCUGCGAAGUCACCAUUUCUGUAAAUACCAGAUUGAAGUGCUGACCAGUGGAACUGUUUACCUGGCUGACAUUCUCUUCUGUGAGUCAGCCCUCUUUUAUUUCUCUGAGUACAUGGAAAAAGAGGAUGCAGUGAAUAUUUUGCAAUUCUGGUUGGCAGCAGAUAACUUCCAGUCUCAGCUUGCUGCCAAAAAGGGCCAAUAUGAUGGCCAGGAGGCACAGAACGAUGCCAUGAUUUUAUAUGACAAGUACUUCUCCCUCCAAGCCACACAUCCUCUUGGAUUUGAUGAUGUUGUACGAUUAGAAAUUGAAUCCAAUAUCUGCAGGGAAGGGGGGCCUCUCCCUAACUGUUUCACAACUCCAUUACGUCAGGCCUGGACGACCAUGGAGAAGGUCUUUUUGCCUGGCUUUUUGUCCAGCAAUCUUUAUUAUAAAUAUUUGAAUGAUCUCAUCCAUUCAGUUCGAGGAGAUGAGUUUCUGGGAGGGAAUGUUCCACUGGCUGCUCAUGGCGCCGUUGGCCCUCCUGACGAGUCUCACGCAGGCGGUUCUGACAGCUCUGCUUCUCAGUCCAGUGUGAAAAAAGCCAGUAUUAAAAUAUUGAAAAAUUUUGAUGAAGCGAUAAUUGUGGAUGCUGCAAGUUUGGAUCCAGAAUCUUUAUAUCAACGGACAUACGCAGGGAAGAUGACAUUUGGAAGAGUCAGUGACUUGGGGCAAUUCAUCCGAGAAUCUGAGCCUGAACCUGAUGUAAAGAAAUCAAAAGGAUCUAUGUUCUCACAAGCUAUGAAGAAAUGGGUGCAAGGAAAUACUGAUGAGGCCCAAGAAGAGCUAGCUUGGAAGAUUGCUAAAAUGAUAGUCAGUGAUGUUAUGCAGCAGGCACAGUAUGAUCAACCAUUAGAGAAAUCUACAAAGCUAUGACUCGACAUGAGAUAAAGGAAAUCUACUUUUGAAACAUAAGAGAACUUUUCCCCUUGGUUGGAUUCUUCAACACAGCCAAUGAAAAUAGAGCACUGUAUUUCUUUUCACUGAUAUAUCACUGUUGUUUCCAAGAAAAAAUGAGAGACAAUCCUAGACUUCCACCAUAGUGCAGAGUUAUGUGUAGACAUGAUUGACGCACAUGAUGUUCACACAGUGACUGCCAUGAAGAUACAAAGUGGUAUUGUUUACAUUAUUAGAAAAUUAUUAGUUCUCCAAUGGCAAUAACCCAUUCAUGAGAGCGUUUUAGCCCACUGGAAUAGACGGGGACCACGUCCUGUGGGAGGCAUAUUAGCGUAGAGCUGAUGCUGAUGCACAUUCUUGCAGUGGUCAUGCGUCCCUGACGGCAUCACAGAGCAGGUGCUUAGGUGCUUUGCUUUUCCUCCCAAAACAAACAGGUGAGGCGGCACCACUGACAGCCAGGAAGCUCCGAAUGGCAGUGUGGUGCUAGCAGCUUGUUUUUCAAUAGAACAGGGUGACAGUUCAUUGUGCAGUCUUCCUUCACAGAGGCAUUAAUUUGGGAAGGAAGCUGACAGGUCAUGGGUCAAGUCUCAGUGACAUUGUCCUUCCUUUGAUGGCAGUGUACACUUUUUGCAUUUUAAUUGUUCCUGAGAUGCAGUAUAUUUAAAACUAGUCUCUCCCUGCUAACAAAAAGGUGAAUCUAGUUUACUUUUGAGCAUUAGAAUUUGCUCCCUGGAAUUCUGUGCUCCGGUUACUUAACUUUCCCUUUAGAAUAUACAUGGAAAGAAAGAAAUAACGAUCACUCCAGUUUUUCUCUUGAACAAGAUGGUUCUUCCCAGAUUGUGCUGUUUUGUUUUGUUUUGUUUUUAAUGAAGUGGGCAGGGUGGGUGGGGGGAGAGAAGCUCUCAACUUUGUUUGACUGCCUCCCCCUGUCCUUUGCUGUGACCUGGGAAGUGUGCAGUGGGUGGCCUUCUUUCUUGUCUUUAGGGCAGUAAGAGACUCACUCACUGCACUUCUGCUGCGUGGGGACCACACGGCUGUCAGCAGGGAUGCCCAGUUGGCAAGCACACUCCACUGGCCACGUGGUGCUAAUGUUUCCUCGACGCACGUGACUAUUUGAGAGGAAAGGAAGUUCUCUUAGGUGUUACUGCUUUUGCUCAGACUUUGCAAAAAAAAAGCUAUAUAUAUAUAUAAAAAUAUAGAAUUAUUAAUCACCUUUGUCCUUGAGAAAGUCUUGAAUGAAUAGAAAUUUAUUCCAUUGCAAUAUUUGAUUGUAGGCACGCUGUUUCAUCAACAGAAGCAAAAAGGCUGUGUAUAAGUUUUUGGUACUAUGUACCACCUCUUAUUCUUCUAAAGCUGAAGUAUUCAUGUACUUAAACCAUAUUCUAUUUAAUUGUGUUUGAUUUAAAAAUAUAUAUAUGAAUUAUAUUUAAAGUUGUGUCAACUUUCUGCUUUCAGGGCAUUUAUGGCUCUUUUGUUGAAAUAUAUUGAUCCUUCCAAAUGUUUCCAUUUGCUUUACAAAAACCCCGAACAUAAGCCACUGCUGGACUUAGCCUUGUGUUUGGAAUGUGUGGUGUAGACCCGAGGUUUUUAUUAGGUGUAUAUGCUGUGAUUGAUUGAUUCUGUUCUUUUAACAAAAUAUUUCCAUCCAUUUCACAUUGUUUCAAUCUUUAAAUAACAGAAAAGCAAUAUAAAAGUUAUAGAAUAAAAUGUGGUUUUGGG